AUGGUGUUUAUACCUUUCAUCGAAGGCACGUUCAUUUUGGCGAAAUUGAAAAACAGUAAUAACGGUGAUAUUGUUAAGAAUACCGCACAGGGUACAAUAUCGUUUCAAUUCAAAAACGGGAUUUCCGUAGACAUUACUCUUGAUGGAUCGAUCAGAGUGACCAAUAAAACGGCGAACGCUGUGGCAGCCGUAAAUGCAUCCGGCAAUAUAUCGGCCGUUAUGCACCCUGUCGGUUUUAUGUACAAAAAAGACGAAAUCGUACACGUACAGGCGAACGACAUGCACUCGGGGAAUCACAAGUUGGCGAAAAUAAGGCCUACGUGCAUCCACUUCAAGGCCGUCAAAAGCCCGCUGGUGUAUUUGGUAGACGAAGCGGGUGUGAGGACGAACUUCUCAGAGAACUUUAUGCGUAUGGACCGAGACAUCACGUUGGAUGUGCUGUACAAAGACUGCCGUCACGGGGCCAUGUACGUGAACGUGUGCAAUGAUUUGCUGUCGGACAUCAAGUGCACAGUGCUCGAGACCGGUACGGAAUGGAAAUUGUACGACGUAUCGGUUGUACAAGAGAACGUUCACGGUUUUGUCAGAGUGAUCAAGGACGGGCGCGAGAAGUUCGAGAUCCGGUCUUCGGCGUCCGUCGGCACGAUAAAUCUGUACUCGGACACAGUGGACUGCACGGCGUCGCACGGCAUCAAUCACCAUUUCUUCGUGAAAAAGAACAGCAGUCGCAUUCAUUAUGAGGUGCGCAACAAGUUCAUGGUGCGGUACGGCGGCUAUCACACCGGUUUCAACGAGUGCGACGAGGUGUCGUUUUUCUGACGGUCCACUACGGUGUGCAGGCCGCAAGCGCCGCCCGUCGUCUCGUGAUAAUAUUAUUAAUUGCACAAACAUACAUGUACCUACCGUUAUGCAUAUGCACUGUUACACUCCAAUUCACUAGGCACCUUGCAGGGGUGCUAUGUCAUAUUAUAAACGUGUAACACACAUAUGCAGAUACAUGGGUAGGAUUUACUACGAAUG
Rhopalosiphum maidis (corn leaf aphid) is the source of this 1020-nucleotide messenger RNA. RefSeq lists its product as uncharacterized. Lineage: Eukaryota; Metazoa; Arthropoda; Insecta; Hemiptera; Aphididae. The transcript has 5 exons. Bases 1 to 819 code for a protein of 272 amino acids. The record is from RefSeq and is a predicted model, not a curated record.